AUGCCCCACGAUCUCCAGCCCCAAGCGCAUUACUCUCCCGCACCCUACCUGAACGGCCGCAUCAAGUCGGAGACGGGUUCCGAGCGCGGCGUGUCACCUCAUCCAUCCGAACAUUCAUCCCGAUACUCCUCACAACCCGCCCAACCGAUGCCGAGUUAUCCUCCUCCCAUGCAUAAUGGCUACCCGAACGAUAUGCGAUACAAUUCCCCAUCACACAUGCCGGUCUCGGCUGCGACCCUCCUGAACAACUUCAACCAAAGCGCCCCUGCCGACUCCAUGUACCAACCGCCGCCGCCCAUGCCGCCACCACAUCAUCAAGACGUGCAAAAUGGAACCAGCGCACCACCAAAGCCGGAAGGGCCACCAAAGGCAUUUGCUUGCUCGACGUGCGGCAAAGGCUUCGCUCGACGAAGUGACUUGGCUCGUCAUGAACGGAUACAUAGUGGUGUUCGUCCACACGUGUGUGACUACCCCAACUGUGGUAAACAGUUCAUUCAACGGUCUGCGUUGACCGUUCAUAUGCGCGUUCAUACUGGUGAGAAGCCGCACAUGUGCGAGCGAUGUGGAAAGCCGUUCAGUGACUCCAGCUCUUUGGCCCGCCAUCGCCGUAUCCACUCUGGCAAACGUCCGUACAAGUGCCCAUACGCCGAUUGCCAAAAGACCUUCACCCGACGCACCACCCUCACCCGCCACCAAAACCAUCAUACGGGCACGGUUGAAGAAGCCGCCGCUGCGACAGCCGCUGCCCUUGCCUCUCGUGCAUCUGCCCCCUCCCGCUCCGCUCGCUCCGACGUCGAUGAUUUCUCCGAGCACGCCUCUCCCCUCCCCACUCCCUCUCCUAAUGAACGAACGCUCUCCCUUUCCCCGGCGGCCGGCAUGCCCGUCGUCCCCAACAUGCAUCGCGGGCCCGGGCCCCAGGAAUACACCUACAUGAGCAACCUGGCCGGCGUGCCUCCCCACCUCCGCCCCACCAUGCAACAACCCUCCCCGCGCUCCUCCCCCGCCCUAACCACGCAAUCCUACAACUCCACCGUCUCCUCCGGUGGUCGUCCCUCGCUGACCUCCCACCCGUCCGCCUACGGACCGCCUCAGGUCCUCGAGCCACCCACCACCGCAAACCACCCGCACGGACAGACCAGCGGACCCGGCAGCGUGAACGGCAGCCCCCACAUGGGCCACGUAGGAUGGCAGAGCCCGUCGCAGCAACCGCUUCCUUCACCGGGCGCGGCGGACGGCUUCGUGUAUCCGGAACCGGGAUACGGACAGCAGGCGCCGAACAUGUACUAUCCGAACUCGAACAUCCGGAGGCCGCAGAGCACCGAGCCGGAUCAAUAUAAUCCGAACCAGGCACGGAUGGCGCACGAUGUAUGGGGGGCGACGACGGUGCAGUAA
This is a messenger RNA of Eremomyces bilateralis CBS 781.70, 1392 nucleotides long. RefSeq lists its product as uncharacterized. Gene Ontology annotation, cellular component: transcription regulator complex; PcG protein complex. The transcript is spliced from 3 exons. Gene Ontology annotation, molecular function: RNA polymerase II cis-regulatory region sequence-specific DNA binding; DNA-binding transcription factor activity, RNA polymerase II-specific. Bases 1 to 1392 code for a protein of 463 amino acids. Lineage: Eukaryota; Fungi; Ascomycota; Dothideomycetes; Eremomycetales; Eremomycetaceae. The record is from RefSeq and is a predicted model, not a curated record. Gene Ontology annotation, biological process: regulation of transcription by RNA polymerase II.